AUGAUCUCAAGAAAAAGUAACACUUACUUCAAACCCGAUGUCAAGAUUGACAUCAAUAAGAAAAUGCAUGAUUUCUUUCACAUCUAUUACACCAAAUCGCGAGGAAACUGGGUAUACCAGGAUGGUUGUUUCUUUAUUUCUUUGAGUAUCAUCGGAUACUUCAUUUCCUAUGCUAUCACUUUCGAAGCAUACUAUCCAGAGAUGGAGGUGUUAGCUAUCGAUUAUUACCACCAUGACUUUCUUGGAUUGAAGAGGGACUGGUAG
This is a messenger RNA of Guillardia theta CCMP2712, 264 nucleotides long. RefSeq lists its product as hypothetical. The record is from RefSeq and is a predicted model, not a curated record. NCBI's taxonomy places the organism in Eukaryota, Cryptophyceae, Pyrenomonadales, Geminigeraceae. The transcript has 2 exons. The coding region runs from base 1 to 264 and encodes 87 amino acids.